Messenger RNA from Ictalurus furcatus (blue catfish), 2228 nucleotides. RefSeq names its product microtubule-associated protein, RP/EB family, member 3a (gene mapre3a). Gene Ontology annotation, cellular component: microtubule organizing center; microtubule plus-end; cytoplasmic microtubule. The transcript has 6 exons. Gene Ontology annotation, biological process: spindle assembly; protein localization to microtubule plus-end; regulation of microtubule polymerization or depolymerization. The record is from RefSeq and is a predicted model, not a curated record. Bases 747 to 1568 code for a protein of 273 amino acids. Lineage: Eukaryota; Metazoa; Chordata; Actinopteri; Siluriformes; Ictaluridae. Gene Ontology annotation, molecular function: microtubule plus-end binding.
AUUACCAAGCACAUCUUUAUAGUGAAGCCAGAGACACCCGUCUGCAUGUGAUGAUAAAGGCUUCGGACCGUGCUUCAAUAUUUGAUGUGUUGGGCUCGAGAAUGGGAUUGGAUUUCCACCGCUGUAAAUAAAUAAAUAAAUAAAUAAAUAAGAGACCCCCUGGCUAUGCUUCACUGACCCCAGGACUUCCCUAGAUUCCACUUUGAGAACCCCUGGUACAGAUCACAGAUUAUUGAACAGGUUGGAUGAAACAGAUGUGUCCAGGUUACUUGGUAACUUUUUUAAAUGCUAAAGAAUCCCAAUUUAAUCUGGAAGGAUUAACUUCCAAGUGAGGAUUGUGAUGUGCUUGCUUUCCUUACUCUGUGAUGAUUCAACACUGUAGAUAAGCAAGGAUGUGGAGGAGCAGAGCACUAUGCUGUUUAGUGUUUUUUUUUAAACCUAUUACAUAAAAUUAAACUUUAUUCAAUUUAAUAAUGAAGGUGUUGUACUGUGUUUCUGCCUUCUUUAUAACAAACACCAUGUUUUGCUGAGAGAGCCUGAAAGAAAACCUGAUCUAUUUACUUUCUCCCUGUGAUAUUGCACAUGAUUGAUCAGUAUUAAUUACCUAAAUGACAGCAUUCAGUUACUCCUGCCUGCCGUAAAGGUCGUUUGACUUUAUGUUCAUGUUGGACUGGCCACUUUUCACUGUUUGGACAGCCAGACAUAAUAAUAACAACUGUUUUUACAUAAUUUCCUCCAUGUAAGGAAUGGCGGUGAAUGUAUACUCCACGUCUGUAACCAACGAGAACCUGAGCCGACAUGACAUGCUGGCAUGGGUGAAUGACUCUCUCCAGCUCAGCUACACCAAAAUAGAACAGCUAUGUUCAGGUGCAGCAUAUUGUCAGUUCAUGGACAUGUUAUUCCCAGGGUGUAUUUUUCUAAAGAAGGUGAAAUUCCAAGCCAAGCUGGAACACGAGUAUAUACACAAUUUCAAAGUUCUUCAGGCAGCUUUCAAGAGGAUGAGUGUGGACAAAAUAAUCCCAGUGGAAAAGCUUGUAAAAGGGAAGUUCCAAGACAACUUUGAAUUCGUCCAGUGGUUCAAGAAAUUCUUCGACGCCAACUACGACGGAAAAGAGUAUGAUCCUCUUCAAGCUAGACAGGGCCAAGACAUCGCUCCUCCCCCGAAUCCAGGUGAACCCUUUUUCUACAAACCCAAGAGAACUGGUCCAGGGCCACAGAGAACAUCGCCAACAGUACCCAAAAACAUGCCCACGCCACAGAGGGUGAUGAACAUGACUGUCAGGAAGAACCCCAGUCUUACUCGGAAUGGAGGUGGCGAUGCUGAGAUCAUGGAGCUUAAUCAACAGUUAAUGGAACUGAAGUUAACUGUAGACGGUCUGGAGAAAGAAAGAGAUUUCUACUUCAGCAAACUGCGAGACAUUGAGCUGAUCUGCCAGGAACACGAGAACGAGAACAACCCCAUCCUCUCUAGGAUAAUUGACAUCCUUUAUGCCACAGAGGAAGGAUUUGCAGCGCCAGAAGAUGAGGAAAUAGAUGAGCAGGCCCACUUGGACCAGGAUGAAUACUGAGUGCUCCCUUACCUUCCCAUCCCUUCCUCCCUCCGUUCCUCCCUUUCCAUGUCCCCAUUCUCUUGCCCCUCUACCCUCUCCUCUGCCUUCACUUUGGAAUUACUCCCCUACUGCACGCUGUUGAUAUCUCCUCCAUUACCUCUGUAUCUAUGGAUGCCCCGUAUGUACUAAGUAUCUGUUUGUCUACUCCUACUACAGUUCAUGCACUACACCUCAGAGGCCCAGUACUACCCACUUCACCCCCAGACAAUAGCAUCAGCAGUGAUAUAUCCUAGUCAUCUCAGCAUGUUUUUCAUUACUACACGGAGAAUGAACAGGAAAAAGGCAUCAGACGCUGAGGGUAGCACAAUGGACUUAACACAGUAAAUGUUACGAUGAGAAAGUAUUUUUGAAGAAAAAGAAAAAAAAGAAAAAGGAUGCUGCCUGGAAUGCAGUUAUUUGCCUUAGCUCUCCUGCAUAUUUUGUCAUCGCUCUGUACUUGCUCUGUUCAUUAAGGUUAUUCUACAAAAUAUUUAUGUUACUGACAGGCUAGCACAAGAACAAUUAAAAAUACUGUGAAUUAAAUAAGUCUGCCACAUUUGGAUUUGCUAUUUUGGGUCUUUUUGGAUAAAGCAAUUACAAAGAUAUAAUAAAGGAAGUGUAGGAAGACAAAAAAAAAAA